Messenger RNA from Durio zibethinus, 1078 nucleotides. RefSeq lists its product as uncharacterized. The record is from RefSeq and is a predicted model, not a curated record. Gene Ontology annotation, molecular function: fatty acyl-CoA hydrolase activity. Lineage: Eukaryota; Viridiplantae; Streptophyta; Magnoliopsida; Malvales; Malvaceae.
GCUAAUGGCUGACGGUUGUCUAAGGACAAAAGGCUAUCUAAAUAAUAUAGAGUAGUUAAAAUAUUAACCAGGGCCGCCCGCCAAUAUGGCUUGAAGUCAAUAAGAAAGGAACCAAGUUUAGUUAGUUCCCCUGUAACCCAAGGGGAAAAGCAAGAGGAAGAAGGUCUGAAAAUGGAGGAUGGCUCUCUACAAAAAUCCCUGAAAUGGUUGGGAGGUUUGUCAAAUGGAAUCAUAAGCCACGAGCUGGAGGCCCUGACUUUGGAAGGACUGCAGAUUCUCCAUGGCCAAAAGGGUUUCAUACGCUAUGGGAAUUGGCAUGUUGGAGCCAUGGCCACGUUGAUUGACGACGUUGGAGCUGCUGCUAUUUACUCCGUUGCAGAUCAUGUCAAAGCCUCUCUUGAUUUCGACAUUUCGUUUCAUUCGACUGCCAAGAUUCAAGAAGAAGUGGAGAUAGAGGCAAAGGUUAUAGGGCAAAAGGGAAAGCUUACGCAGGUGGUGGUGGAUGUCAGAAGGAAAGGAAACGGUGAGCUAAUUGCUUUGGGUAAGCAGUGGAUGGCCUCAAAUAAAGAUAGUAUGAAGGCAAGUCAAGUGGAUCCAAUGCUGCAUCACCACUACCAGGUUCUUUAUAUCUUUGAACGGUGGAUUGGUUGGAUAUUUUCAGGGAGCAAGAGGAAUGAGACGAGGGGAUCGUGUUUCCCCAUACCUUUUUGAUAUCGCUGUCAAUGUUCUUUUCCAAACUUCUUGACGCAAUUGCCAAAUUUGGGGUGUUUGAUUAUCAUCCUAAAUGUGAAAGGGUAAACUUAACCCAUUUGUGUAUUUGCAGAUGACUUAAUGAUAUUCACCAAAGGCAAUUUGGGUUCUAUCAUGGGGGUGCAGAAUGUACUAAUGGUCUUCUACACUUUCUCUGUCCUGCAGUUGAAUUGUGUAAAAACAGAGUUAUUUUCUUAAGGUAUUAGCUACGAAUCCCUUCUGGAAAUGCAUCAGGUUUCCGAUGUUUAACUUGGUACGCUACCAGUUACAUACCUUGGAGUCCCUCUUGUAACAAGGAGGCUUACUGAUUGGUUGAAAAAGUCACGGA